UGAACGAGGUAAUAGAAUUUCUGUAUUACACAAAUUGAGAUGACCACAGUCUGUUGGUGCUUGGGUGUUGCAUGCUGAUAAAAAUAAUUGGUCAAAAUCAUACACACCGCACACUGUAACUACACUGGAAGGUGUGUGAGUGUCUUUGAGAUGAUUUCAUGACAUCUUAUACAUGGCCGGCCUUUCAUAUUCAAAGGAAUAGGUUUCAACAAAUGCCUUUUAUGCGUUUUCCAGGUCUGGCAGGAUGAAAAGAGGCGGCUCACGCAAACGGUAGUGUCGUGUGGAGGAGCAGCAAAAGUAGCAGGCGACAGCCGCGCUGAUUCUCCUGGCUAUAGUGCCAAGUAUGGCGUUUAUUCAAUGCUUGAGACAAACCUGAAUCGCAUCAUUCAUAUCGAGCUUGUGCAGUGCAACGAGGUAUCCUCAAGCACACACAUGGAGCUUGAGGGUCUGAAGAGGGCUCUCACCUCCCUUGAUGAAAGCGGUGUCAAUGUCACUGAAGCGGUGACGGACCGGCAUCCACAAGUGCGCAGGUACUUCAAGUCUGAGAGGCCUGAGGUGGACCACCUGUUUGAUGCAUGGCACGUCUGCAAAGGGCUAAACAAGAAGCUUUUGCAGGCUGCGAAAUCCACAGGAUGCGUUGCCAUUGGCCUGUGGACGCGUUCAAUUGUCAACCACCUAUACUUUUCAGUGCAGUGUGGGAAUGGCAAUAGCGACCUUGCCGUGGCUGUGUGGGAUGUCUGUAAUGAACCAUGUGCAAGAUAAACACCACGGCCACAGCCUGCUUUAUGACAGAUGCCAGCAUGGCGAACCUUGAGCCACGGAAGUGGAUCUUUCCAGGUACCCAUGCUUAUGACAAGCUCUCCAGCCUAUUGACAAACAAGAGGCUUCUGAAUGAUAUCCGCCAAAUGUCGCCACACAUGCAGACAUUUAGCGUGGAAUCUUUUCAUGCAAUAAUCAAUCGCCUCGCCC
Messenger RNA from Dermacentor silvarum, 969 nucleotides. RefSeq lists its product as uncharacterized. The transcript is spliced from 5 exons. Lineage: Eukaryota; Metazoa; Arthropoda; Arachnida; Ixodida; Ixodidae. Bases 358 to 762 code for a protein of 134 amino acids. The record is from RefSeq and is a predicted model, not a curated record.